GUGGUCGGCCCCAGGGGAUAGAGAACCCCGAGGGGCAGCGGCGGCUCAGAACUGCAGAGGGAGGAACGCGGCCUCCGCACCGCCGGCCCUGCUCGUGGACGCCCGUUGUCACUUUGCUGGACAAGAGUACCACCUGGUGCCGCGUCCCCGGCUCGUGGCCGCGAGGGGAGCGGUCGAGGCGCGAUCCGGCCCCCGCACUCACUCUCGCCGUUUCCGCCGCUGCCUCGCCCAGGACGCCUCUGAAGCCCUGGGUCCCGUGGAGCAGGCCGCUUCCGCCGACGCCCCUCCCAGCCUGCGGUGGACGGCCAGAGCGAGCAGAGCCGGAGGGAUGCCCUGGGCAUCGGGCCUGUCGGAAGGCCAGGACCCCGCCUUGGGGUGCCGGCAAGCGUUGAGGCAUGCUGCAGGGGGCUUGGGCCAGCCUCAGCAUUUGGGCUCACCCAGCUGCUGACCCGGGCAGGAUGGGGGUCAUCAGGUGCCUUCUUGCUGUCCCAGCUGUAGAGGCUGAGGGGAUCCUGCAGCAGAGCACCAGGACCAGAGGACCAGCUAUGACCAGUUCCCCCGUCUCCAGAGUCGUCUACAACGGCAAAAGAAAUAGCAGCCCGCGCUCGCCCACCAACAGCAGUGAGAUCUUCACCCCCGCCCACGAGGAGAAUGUGCGCUUUAUUUAUGAAGCCUGGCAGGGUGUGGAGCGAGACCUGCGCAGCCAGCUAUCAGGUGGCGAGCGGGGCCUGGUGGAGGAGUACGUGGAGAAGGUUCCCAACCCCAGCCUGAAGACCUUCAAGCCGAUUGACCUGAGUGACCUGAAACGCCGGAACACGCAGGAUGCCAAGAAGUCCUAGAGUGCCAGCGCCCUCCCCUGGCCGCUGGAAGAUGAGGGUGCACUUGAUGUUGGCUUCCUCCUGUCCUGCAGGCCUUCCCAGGAGGAGGGAGGGGCUGUGCUCCAGUGGGCUGCAAGCCCUAGGGUCAGCAGAGUUGAUGGCUGAGGCCACUUCUCUCUGCGCCCCUCCUGUCCUCUCUGGGGAUCUCAAGCUGCCCCUGUCACUUGGAGGGGGGUCUGGCCCUGCCUGCCCCCGCCAGAGGCCCUGACCCCAGUCCCUUCUCACCUGCUGCUGCCCCUCCCUUCUGUUCCUGUGCACUGCGGGAUCAGGAAGGAGAAAAGGGGGCCUGUUUCCCAGGUUGGUGGGACUGGCUGGUUUUGUCCUUGAGAUGACCAGGAAGUGGGACAAGCACAGCUGCACCUGCACCCAACUUGGGUCCCCCACAGACCUCUGCUGGUCCUCUGGCCUGGACACUUGGGGAGCCUCCCCCACUCUGCCCCCACUGUCCAGCCUCCCCUUCCCUGCCUCAGCUUCAGGAUGGCACCAGGUUUCGGCCUGAGACAGUACUGACCUCCCUAAAGGGGUCCCCAGCAACCAGACCCGGCCUGGUGCCUAAGCCCAGUGGCCACAGAGGCACCCUUGGGCCAGGGGUGCCAAGGCUGACCUGAAAUGGUGCUGUUGGGCCUGUCCUGGCUCUCUGGAGUGUGUGGGAGGGUCACCAGGGCCCCUUUUUUUCAUGUACCCUCUGGAAGCCAAGUGUCUGUGUGGCCCUGGAGCCGGGGGGUCUGUGAAUAAACAUGGGUGGCACUGGGA
This is a messenger RNA of Marmota flaviventris (yellow-bellied marmot), 1631 nucleotides long. RefSeq names its product MAPK regulated corepressor interacting protein 1 (gene Mcrip1). The record is from RefSeq and is a predicted model, not a curated record. Lineage: Eukaryota; Metazoa; Chordata; Mammalia; Rodentia; Sciuridae.